This is a messenger RNA of Penicillium canariense, 258 nucleotides long. RefSeq lists its product as uncharacterized. Lineage: Eukaryota; Fungi; Ascomycota; Eurotiomycetes; Eurotiales; Aspergillaceae. The transcript has a single exon. Bases 1 to 258 code for a protein of 85 amino acids. The record is from RefSeq and is a predicted model, not a curated record.
AUGUUCAACUGGCUCAAGGAUUUCUUCGCCGGCAACGCUUCUACAGAAUGGCGGCGUAAACGCGCGAACCGAGCCUACCACAGGAAAGUGCGCGCCCGCGAACGCCAGCUACGACGCCAUUGGAACCAUGAAGACGUUGCCAAUCGCUUCUUUUACUGGGCGCCCUAUAGUAGCGAAAGGCCUACCAAGGAUGCGGUGAAAGACUACCGCACCAAGCAAAGGUCGACUCGAAAGGACGGAGGCUCAAGUGCAAAAUGA